AUGGGGGUGUAUUUCUCGGUUGAUAUUGCAUUAAUCUGCCUCUCCCUCAGAGGAGCAGACUAUCCCUCCGAGGUGACUUUUGAGUCGACUCAAAAGUCCAUAGGAGCGGACUAUCCCUCCGAGGUGACUUUUGAGUCGACUCAAAAGUCCUUAGGAGCGGACUAUCCCUCCGAGGUGACUUUUGAGUCGACUGAAAAGUCCAUAGGAGCGGACUAUCCCUCCGAGGUGACUUUUGAGUCGACUCAAAAGUCCAUAGGAGCGGACUAUCCCUCCGAGGUGACUUUUGAGUCGACUGAAAAGUCCAUAGGAGCGGACUAUCCCUCCAAGGUGACUUUUGAGUCGACUCAAAAGUCCAUAGGAGCGGACUAUCCCUCCGAGGUGACUUUUGAGUCGACUGAAAAGUCCAUAGGAGCGGACUAUCCCUCCAAGGUGACUUUUGAGUCGACUGAAAUGUCCAUAGGAGCGGACUAUCCCUCCUUCUUGUCCUUCCUUCUGGAGAGCUGGUUUUUGAGAUUUCUCAAAAUCUUUCCGGGGACUUCUCAUGACUCUCUCUGUGUCCGUCCCAUGUCCAACCCAUAUCGCCCCCAUGCCUCCAUGCCCCAGACCCCCCUACCAGCCGCCUCAGUCAACAUCGCAACACCCCUACCACCUGCCUCGGUCAACAUUGCAGUCUUCUGUCUCUCCCUCAUGGGAGCAGACUACCCCUCCUUCCUGUCUGAAGCUCACCGUGCAGGGCAUGGUAUGUGGGCUCUCUUGGGAGCGGACUACCUCUCCUUCCUCUCUGAAGCUCACCGUGUGUUGCAACCUGGGGGCUCACUCAUUAUAGCCGAGGUGAGGAGCCGGUUUGACCCCACCACAGGAGGGGCGGAAUUGAAGGACUUUGUUGCUGCACUGAAACAGCUUGGAUUCCGCCUUGUCUCCAAGCCUCACCCACAGGAGGGGCGGGGCUGA
Molecule: messenger RNA, 951 nt
Organism: Closterium sp. NIES-65
Lineage: Eukaryota; Viridiplantae; Streptophyta; Zygnematophyceae; Desmidiales; Closteriaceae
Source: the annotation of a GenBank genome assembly